AUGGCUUCACUUGAACCCAAUACUUGUUGUACGCAAGGUAAUUUCCAUGAGGGAGAAUCAAUGGGUCACUAUAAAAAUCUUUUCGGCCUUGACACUUAUCAAAUCGGGGAGGAAAAUGGAAAUGAUAGAAUCAUUGUUAUCUUAACAGAUAUAUUUGGUUACAAAUUCAACAAUAAUAAAUUGAUCGCUGAUGAACUUGCUAAAGUAGGAAAAUAUCAUGUACUUGUUCCUGAUCUUUUCAACGGUGAUGCUAUUCCACCGGACUUCAAAGUUGAUUUCAUUCAAUGGAAGGCUGCACAUUCACCCGACAAGGUUGGACCCCUUGUCAAAAACUAUCUAGAUACUUUAUGCAAAGAAUUGUCUCCGAAGUUUCUUGGUGGAAUAGGCCAUUGCUAUGGUGCGAAGUACGUCGUUAAGGAGGUAAGUAAUAGUGGGAACUUCGAUGUAGGUGCAAUUGCACACCCAUCACAUAUUACCAUAGAAGAAGUGAAUGCCAUUGAGAAGCCGAUUCUCAUAUCUGCAGCACAGAUAGACUCAGUAUUUACCACUGACCUUAGACACCAAACAGAAGAGAAACUAAUUCAAAAAUCGGAGUCUGAAGGUCUUAGAUUUCAAAUCGAUUUAUUUUCAGGUGUAUCUCAUGGUUUUGCAGUUAGAGGAGACAUUUCUAAUCCUGCCGUAAAAUAUGCAAAAGAAAAGGUAUUAAAUGACCAGCUCGUAUUUUUUGGCCAGUUUUCUUGA
This is a messenger RNA of Priceomyces carsonii, 741 nucleotides long. RefSeq lists its product as uncharacterized. The transcript has a single exon. The record is from RefSeq and is a predicted model, not a curated record. Bases 1 to 741 code for a protein of 246 amino acids. Lineage: Eukaryota; Fungi; Ascomycota; Pichiomycetes; Serinales; Debaryomycetaceae. Gene Ontology annotation, molecular function: hydrolase activity.